AUGAACUUUUUCAGUUGUACACUUGUUCUUGUGUUAACAUGUGCAUUCAUUCAUGUUUUUUGCUUACUACUUAAAAGAACAACAAAACCAACCUAUAAGCUUCCACCAGGACCUUCCCCUCUUCCCAUCAUAGGGAACCUCCUUGAAUUAGGACAAAAGCCCCACAAAUCAUUGGCUAAACUUGCCAAAAUAUAUGGUCCUUUAAUGAGUCUCAAGCUAGGGCAAAUAACCACUGUUGUUAUCUCUUCAUCAACAAUGGCCAAACAAGUUCUUCUCACCAAUGACAAAUUCUUGUCAAAUAGGACUGUUCCACAAUCUGUGUCAGUUCUCAACCAUGACCAAUAUAGUCUUGCAUUCACACCCAUUUCACCUCUUUGGAAGGAAUUGAGAAAAAUAUGCAACACUCAAUUACUUUCUCAUAAGAGUCUUGAUGCUAGUCAAGAUGUUAGGCGCAUGAAAAUUCGACAACUUCUUAGUGAUAUUCAUCAAAGCAGUCAAAUUGGUGAAGCAAUAGACAUUGGAACAAUAGUGUUCAAGACUACCAUCAAUUUAUUAUCAAACACUAUUUUCUCUGUAGAUUUGAUUCAAUCUAAUGGUGCAGCUGGAGAGUUUAAGGAUUUGGCGACGGAUAUUACAAAACUUGCAGGAACACCAAAUGUGGCAGAUUUUUUUCCUGUAUUGAAGAUGCUUGAUCCACAAGGCCUAAAAAGAAGACAAACAAAAAAUGUAACAAAAGUGUUGGACAUCUUUGGAGACUUGAUUAAUCAACGUUUGGAGAAGAGGGAAUGCACAAGGGUAGACACAUGCAAAGACAUGCUAGAUGCCAUGCUCAAUAUUUCUAAGGAUAAUGAGUUUAUGGACAAAAAUAUGAUCCAACAUCUAUCACUUGAUAUAUUUGUUGCGGGAACGGAUACUACAACAUCAACAUUAGAAUGGGCAAUGACGGAGCUUAUCAACAAUCCUGAAGCUAUGCGAAAAGCUAAGAAAGAGUUGGAAGAAACGAUCGGGUGCGGUGUGCCACUUGAAGAGUCAAAUAUCUCUGAUCUCCCAUACUUACAUGCAAUAAUAAAAGAGACACUUAGAAAGCAUCCACCAGUUCCAUUUUUACUACCAAGAAAAGCUGAGAGAGAUGUUGAGAUAUGUGGUUACACUAUUCCAAAAGAUGCACAAGUGCUAGUUAAUAUGUGGACAAUUUGUAAGGAUCCAACAUUGUGGGAGAAUCCAACUUUGUUCUCUCCAGAAAGGUUUAUGGGAUCGGAUAUUGAUGUGAAAGGAAGGAAUUAUGAGGUUGCUCCAUUUGGUGGUGGGAGGAGAAUUUGUCCAGGUUUGCAAUUGGCUAAUAGGAUGUUAAUGUUAAUGUUGGGUUCACUGAUUAACUCAUUUGAUUGGGAGCUUGAAGGUGGCAUGAAACCAGAAGAUAUGAACAUGGAUGAUAAAUUUGGGAUUACUCUACAAAAGGCUCAACCCCUUCGAAUUGUUCCUCUCAAACUAAGUAACUAA
Medicago truncatula (barrel medic) is the source of this 1500-nucleotide messenger RNA. RefSeq names its product geraniol 8-hydroxylase. Gene Ontology annotation, molecular function: monooxygenase activity; oxidoreductase activity, acting on paired donors, with incorporation or reduction of molecular oxygen; iron ion binding. Lineage: Eukaryota; Viridiplantae; Streptophyta; Magnoliopsida; Fabales; Fabaceae. The transcript has 2 exons. The coding region runs from base 1 to 1500 and encodes 499 amino acids. The record is from RefSeq and is a predicted model, not a curated record.